Molecule: messenger RNA, 2253 nt
Organism: Pseudozyma flocculosa PF-1
Lineage: Eukaryota; Fungi; Basidiomycota; Ustilaginomycetes; Ustilaginales; Ustilaginaceae
Exons: 2
Coding region: 1-2253 (750 amino acids)
Source: RefSeq, a predicted model, not a curated record
AUGCUUGUCGAGCGUGCCACCGUCAGCCAAGGCUACCAGCUGCCUUCGUCGUACCCGUCGUCGAUUGCCUCGUCCUGGUCGCGGCCCGAGCGCAGCGUCUGGUUCCAGUCCAAGGCCAUCAUCAUCACGUCGAUCUUCCUCGCCAUCUUCAUUGUCCUCUUUAUCGGCGCCGCCGUCUUCCUGCGCGACCGCAAGGACGACGAGUUCCUCGAAGAGUCGGACGAGGCGCAGUUCGAGUGGAUGAAGAGCGAGCGGGUGCAGGCGGGCCUCGCCGUCGACGGCUCCAGCGGCGAUCAGGAAAACGAAGGUGGACGAGCAGGUGGGCAAGGCAGAGGAGGCGAGCGUGAAAGCAAGACCAAGCGGCGGAAGGACAAGGUCAAGAAGGCCUUUGGGCUCGGCAGGUCGAAGGAAAAGGACGGCGCAGCGGAGGGCGGCGAUCCUGCGUCCACCGUGGACCGCGAGCCGUCGAGCGGGUCGUCGACCGCUGUCCGUCGGGGCCGCUACCUCGCCGCACGCUGGGCUCGCGUCCCCACAAGGAAAAAGGCCGGCGACAGCAGGGAAACCUUUGUCGGCAGCAGCGACACGGCAUCGAUCCGUUCGAGUCGCAGCAAUCGCAGGCCUGCGCUGGGCCCGCCUGCAACCUCGGACCGGGUCGAGAUCACCUACGACGACCGCCACAGCGACGACCGCUCCGCCGGGACGCUGGCCGGGACGACCCAGUCCGAUGUGCGAAGCCGCGCUGGCCGUUCGGCCUCGUCGGCCUCGUCUGCGGAACGGCGAGCCGACCCGGACGCGCACUCGUUGCGUCCGCCUCCGACGCCUCCGCCCCACAGCGACGCAGCGUUGGUGCAGCAGCCCGCCGGACCACGCCAGAGCCGAGACUCUGCCAGUGGCGUGGCACCGUCGCCCGGGCCAGCCAACCGGGUUCUGGACCAGGACGACUUUGCGGCCGUCGACGAGGCGGAGGCCGUCGCCGAUGACGAUCGUCGCGCGCAGCAGCUCCCACCGGCCUACAUCUCCUCUGGGCCAGCCGCGAGCAGUCAGCCGCCGACGAGCGGUGCCAUGGGCGUAUCGCGGGCCAGUGGUGCCGAGGCCAUGGAGGCGGCGCUCUCCCGCGGCGACCUCAAGCGCGGGCUGCCCCCUCCCGAGCACCGCGAUCCGAACCUCCCUGCCGAGGUCCUCGGUAUGGUCCUGCGAGACCUUGAAGAGGAACAGGCCGCGCUCGAUCGAUUGGCAGAGGCGCAAGGCCUGCCCGCCAGCGCCAACACGGCGCACAUUGCCGUCGACGACAAGGAGACGCUAAGCGCGCUGUAUGCCGCCGCCAGCCGGCCAGCAGCCAUGCCCGGGCACACCUACAGCAGCGGUCUGGGGCAGGCACCGGCCGAAGAAGAGGGCGGCUCGGCACCUGCCUACGCAUCCGGCGCCGUUGUGACGGCGGAGGCGGGAUCGUCGGCGCCCCCAGCACUGGCGCCUUCAGCCCCGCAGGUUGACGUCGAUCACGAUGGUUUCGAGGUCGUUGAUGAGGACGGAGCUGGGCAGAUCCGUGAGCCGCUGGCGCCGCCGCCGCCGCUGCCGAUGCCCUCUACGCCGAUGGGCAAGGGCAAGGGCAAGCUCGACACCGGACUCGGCAGCGGCGCCACCGAGGCCGGGCUCGGACUGCUGCCGGCACCUCCGAAGCCGGUCGACACCGCCUUUUCGCCGUUCGACCAGCCGUACCGACCCUUGGGGCCUCCGAACCCGUCGGCGCCGCCUUCGCCGCUGCCCGGUACGCCCAGGACGUCGCAGUCGCGAUCGCGCUCCCAGACGUCGCUCCCGAUGUCAUCGCCAUCCUCACGGCCGCGCUCCUCGUCGGGACAGGAACCAAGCGGCGCGACGGCCGAGCUCGGUCCUCCAGGACCCGAUGCCAAGGGCAAGCAGCCGGUGGAGGGUGCAUCGUCGGCAGCAGCCCAGUCUGCCAAGCAGCAAGAGGCCGAGGCUGAGCUGGCGCAGUACAUCGCAUCGGCGCCCGCCGACUUGGUCGGACGCACGGCGCACGGCGAGGAUCUCCCGGGCUCGGCAUCGGCGCCCAUGUUUGAGAGCCUGCCCGUCUACAACCGCACCGACUCGUCGCAGCCUUUGCUGAUGCCGACGGCCCCUGCCAUCUCGGAUGACGACGACCAGGUCGCCAGCAGGCCGUCCCGGGACGCUGGUCGCAUGGCUUCGACCCAGCCUUCGGCGUCGGCGCCACCGCCAUCCGCGCCCGACCUGGACUGA